This is a messenger RNA of Scomber japonicus (chub mackerel), 6488 nucleotides long. It is a transcript of the gene itpr3, whose product is annotated as inositol 1,4,5-trisphosphate receptor, type 3. Gene Ontology annotation, molecular function: inositol 1,4,5 trisphosphate binding; inositol 1,4,5-trisphosphate-gated calcium channel activity. Gene Ontology annotation, cellular component: membrane; endoplasmic reticulum. The record is from RefSeq and is a predicted model, not a curated record. Gene Ontology annotation, biological process: calcium ion transmembrane transport. The coding region runs from base 1 to 5916 and encodes 1971 amino acids. Lineage: Eukaryota; Metazoa; Chordata; Actinopteri; Scombriformes; Scombridae. The transcript is spliced from 42 exons.
AUGAGUCCUCCGGUUCUCCGGUUAGAAACCACCGAUGUGUCCUCCGGUUCUCCGGUUAGAAACCACCGAUGUGUCCUCCGGUACCAGCUGAAGCUCUUUGCCCGGAUGUGUUUGGACCGUCAGUAUCUGGCCAUAGACGAGAUCUCCAAACAGCUGGACAUUGAGCUCAUCUUCCUGUGCAUGAUGGACGAGACGCUGCCCUUUGACCUGCGGGCGUCUUUCUGUCGCCUCAUGCUCCACGCCCACGUAGACCGAGACCCCCAGGAGCUGGUGACUCCUGUGAAGUUCGCCCGCCUCUGGACUGAAAUCCCCACGUCCAUCACCAUCAAAGAUUACGACUCCAACAUGGACGACAGCAGAGACAACAAGAAGAACCGUUUCUCCAACACCAUGGUGUUCAUGGAAGAGUAUCUGAACAACGUGCUGCACGACGAGCUGCCGUUCCACAACGAGGAGAAGAACAAACUCACAUACGAGGUGGUGAGUUUGGCCCGACAUUUGAUCUACUUUGGUUUCUACAGUUUCUUUGAGCUGCUCAGACUCACCAGAACGCUGCUCGGCAUCAUCGACUGCAGACCGAACCCUGCUCAAGCCGCGCUCUUAUUUCACGAUGACGGAUCAGGGAAGAACGUGAAGCGCUCCAUACACGGGAUGGGUCAGAUUAUGUCCACCAUGGUGCUCAACAGGAAGCAGUCCAUAUUUGGCGGCGGUGGAGCCAGGGGGGCGGGGCUGGGGGCGGGACUUGUGCUUGAAGGACAGAGAGGCAGUAAGGACAGUAUAGAAAACAUGGAUCUGACAGUGAUGGACACCAAGCUGAAGAUACUGGAGAUAUUACAGUUCAUCCUGAACGUUCGUCUGGACUACCGCAUCUCCUUCCUGCUGUCCGUCUUUAAGAAGGAGUUUGUGGAUGUUUAUGACAUGGCCGACGCCGACGCCACCACGAACAUGGAGCAGGCAGCCACCAUCAACCUGCUACACAUUGGGGAGCAGGCGGAGGCCAUGUUUGGAGUCGGUAAGGGGAACAGUAUCCUGGAGGUGGAUGAUGAAGGUGGUCGGAUGUUUCUGCGGGUGCUGGUUCACCUCACCAUGCACGAUUACCCUCCUCUGGUGUCUGGAGCCCUGCAGCUGCUCUUCAGACACUUCAGCCAGAGACAGGAAGUGCUGCACACCUUCAAACAGGUCCAGCUGCUGAUCUCGUCUCAGGAUGUGGAGAACUACAAGCUGAUCAAAGCGGAUCUGGAUCGCCUCCGCACGCUGGUGGAGAAAUCUGAGCUGUGGGUGGAGAAGAAAGGCACAGGAGGAGGAGAAGGAGGAAAGAAGGAAAAGAAAGAGAAAGGAGAGGGGGCAUUAGAGGAAACCACACCCAAGAAGGACAAACUGGAGAAGAGCAACGAGAACUACCAGAAUGUCAAAGAGAUCCUGGAGCGGCUGAAUAAGAUGUGCAGCAGCGGCGUCUGGAAGAAGCAGCAGAGACUCCUGAAGAACAUGGGGGCCCACAAGGUCAUGCUGGACCUGCUGCAGGUCUCCUACGACCAGAACGAUGUGAAGAUGCAGGAGAUCAUCAGGUUCACUCAUCUGUUCCUGCAGAAGUUCUGCAUGGGGAACCAGGAGAACCAGACCCUGCUGCACAAGAACCUCAACCUGUUCCUGAACCCCGGGCUGCUGGAGGCGGAGACGGUUCAGCACAUCUUCAGUAACAACUAUCAGCUGUGCAGCGAGAUCUCGGAGAGCGUCCUGCAGCACUUCAUCCAUUGCCUAGCAACGCACGGCCGCCACGUCCAGUACCUCAACUUCCUGCACACCAUCAUCAAGGCCGAGGGCAAGUACGUCAAGAAGUGUCAGGACAUGAUCAUGACCGAGCUAACGAACUCGGGCGAGGACGUCGUCGUCUUCUACAACGACAAGGCCUCGUUCAACGUCAUGCUGGAGCUGAUGGCGGAGAGCAGGGAGGGGGUCGGCGAGAGCAGCCCGCUCAGGUAUCACAUCUCUCUGGUGGAGCUGCUGGCCGCCUGCGCUGAAGGGAAGAACGUUUACACGGAGAUCAAAUGUACGUCGCUGCUGCCGCUGGAGGACGUCGUCAGGGUGGUGACGCACGACGACUGCAUCACCGAGGUGAAAGUGGCCUACGUGAACUUUGUGAAUCACUGCUACGUGGACACUGAGGUGGAGAUGAAGGAGAUCUACACAUCGAACCACAUCUGGAACCUGUUUGAGGACUUCACGGUGGACAUGGCGAGGGUCUGCAGCAAACGAGAGAAGCGCCUGUCUGAUCCCAUCCUGGAGAAAUACAUCAUCAACGUCGUGUUUGACACCAUCCACGCUUUCUUCAGCUCCCCGUUCUCUGAGAACAGCACCUCUCUGCAGACUCAUCACACCAUCGUCACUCAGCUGCUCCAGUCGUCCGUCAGACUGCUGGACGCUCCGUGGCUGCAGCAGCAGCACAGAGCCCAAGUAGAGACCUGCAUCAAGACUCUGGCUAUGACAGCUAAGAGUCGCUCCAUCUCUCUUCCUCUGGAUCUGGAGGCUCAGAUCAGCUCCAUGUUGUCUACCUCCGCUCUGAACUCGUUGUCUCGCUCCAACCCGAACUACAAGUCUUCGUCCCGCUCGUCCCGACCCAUCGCCCCUAGCAACCCCUGGGACUACAAGAACAUCAUAGAGAAGCUGCAGGACAUCAUCAACACUCUGGAGGAGCGUUUGAAGCCUCUGGUAAACUCUGAGCUGUCGGUUCUGGUUGAUGUUCUUCACCAGCCGGAGCUUCUGUUUCUGGAAGGAACCGACGCUCGCCAGCGCUGCGAGUCCGGAGGCUUCAUCUCUAAGCUGAUCCAGCACACGAAGGCUCUGAUGUCUGCGGAGGAGAAGUUGUGUAUCAAAGUGUUGCGGACGCUGCAGGAGAUGCUGAUCAGGACUCUGGACUUCGAUGAAAAGGGGAUCUCUCUGAGGAAGGUUCUGCUGCAGAACUAUCUGUUCCCAAACAAGAAGAACAACCCGAAGAACGACCUGGCCGAGCUCGGAGCUGCAGGCUGGGAGCAGGAGCGUGAUUGGGCGGCCGUGGCAGCGGUUCAGUGCCGUCUGGACAGAGAAGGAGGAACGAAGCUCUUCACUGAUCUGGUGAUGAGCACCAAGAACGACAAGAUCUUCCAGGAGAGCAUCCAGCUGGCCAUCUGUCUGCUGGAGGGAGGAAACACUGAGAUACAGAACUCUUUCUAUAAACUGAUGAUGGGAGACAACAAGUCGGAGAAGUUCUUCAAGGUUCUUCAUGACCGGAUGAAAGACGCUCAGAUGGACAUCAAAGCUACGGUGUCGGUUAACGUCGGAGAGAUGACGCACAAAGCCAACGAGAAGGAGCUGGAGAACGGAGGUCUCCCGCUGCUGGUCCCGGGUCAGUCCAUCGCCCCCGGAGGAGCCAGCAUAGCGGCUCAGCCAAUCACAGAGCAGCGUGAGGUGGAGACGGAGAUGGGGCCGGCCGUGAUCAUCAUGAAGCCGAUCCUCCGCUUCCUGCAGCUGCUGUGUGAGAACCACAACCACGACCUGCAGAACUUCCUUCGCUGCCAGAACAACAAGACCAACUACAACCUGGUGUGUGAGACGCUUCAGUUCCUGGACAUCAUGUGUGGAAGCACCACCGGCGGCCUCGGCCUGCUGGGCCUCUACAUCAACGAGUCAAACGUCCACUUAAUCACACAGACGCUGGAGACCCUGACUGAGUACUGCCAAGGCCCCUGCCAGGAGAACCAGACCUGCAUCGUGACCCACGAGUCCAACGGCAUCGACAUCAUCACGGCUCUGAUCCUGAACGACAUCAGUCCGCUGUGUCGCUACCAGAUGGAGAUGGUGCUGCAGCUGAAGGACAACGCCUCCAAGCUGCUGCUGGCGCUGAUGGAGAGUCGUCACGACAGCGAGAACGCGGAGAGGAUCCUGUUCAACCUGCGACCUCGAGAGCUGAUGGAGGUGAUAAAGAAGGCCUACUAUCAGGAGAGCGAGUGUGAGGGAGGAGAAGUUUCCCCCCGUGAAGUUGGACAUAACAUCUACAUCCUGGCUCAGCAGCUGGCCAGACACAACAAGAUCCUGCAGAACCUCCUGAGAACUCAGAAGAAAAGUAAAGAGGGAGACGAAGGCAUCUCCUCCAUGCUGAACCUGAACAACCGCCCGCUGUCCCAGAUGUUAACGUCCACCGCUCCGGCUGCCGUAGUGGAGCAAGAUCCACUGGAGUACUACGACCUGCUGACGGCUCAGAUAGAGAUCGUGCGUGAGGACCGCAGCAUGGAGCAGAUCGUGUUUCCGGUUCAUCCGAUCUGUGAGUUCCUGACGGAGGAAUCUAAAUACCGCGUGUUUAACACCACCGAGCAGGACGAGCAGGGGUCAAAGGUCACACAUUUCUUUGAGCAAACUUCCUUCCUGCAUGGAGAGAUGGAGUGGCAGAAGAAGCUGCGGAGUAUGCCAGUGCUGUUCUGGUUCUCCAGGAGAAUGAGUCUUUGGGGAACCAUCUCCUUUAAUCUGGCUGUCUUCGUCAACCUCAUCAUCGCCUUCUUCUACCCGUACGACUCAGGACAAGGAGCGAUAGAUGACUCCCUGUUGUUGAUGCUGUUCUGGAUCCUGACCGGUCUCUCGGUUGUUGGAUUGUUCUCUCAGCGUUACGGUUUCCAGCCGCUCACGCUGGCUCUGAUACUCCGAUCCAUCUACCACCUGGGCAUCGGGAACACUCUCAUACUGCUGGGAUCGCUCAACCUUAUCAAUAAGGUCGUGUUUGUGGUGAGUUUUGUGGGGAACAACGGGACGUUUAUUAUGGGAUACAAAGCCAUGGUGAUGGACAUGGAGUUCCUCUACCACCUGGCAUACGUGCUGACCUCCACACUGGGCCUGUUUGUCCACGAGCUCUUCUACAGCAUCCUGCUGUUUGACCUGAUCUACCGGGAGGAGACGCUGUUUAACGUGAUAAAGAGCGUGACUCGUAACGGCCGCUCCAUCCUGCUGACGGCGCUGCUCGCUCUCAUCCUCGUCUACCUCUUCUCCAUCGUCGGCUUCCUCUGCCUGAAGGAAGACUUCAUCAUGGAGGUUGACCCGCUGCCGCAGAUCGCUGCAGCUCCUCAGCAGAGUGAAGCCUCGCAGGAGUUCCUCAAGUCCUGCUCUGCAGACGGAGUCAGCUGCACCUCCGAGACCAGCGGCGUCACCGCCACCGAGGACGAAGAGGAGGCCGACUCUGAGCGUGCGUGCGACACUCUGCUGAUGUGUAUUGUGACGGUGUUGAACCACGGUCUGAGGAAUGGAGGAGGAGUCGGCGAUGUUCUCCGCAAACCUUCCAAAAAUGAGCCGCUGUUUCCCGCCCGCGUGGUGUACGACUUGUUGUUCUACUUCAUUGUCAUCAUCAUCGUCCUCAACCUGAUCUUCGGUGUGAUCAUCGACACGUUCGCUGACCUGAGGAGCGAGAAACAGAAGAAAGAGGAAGUCCUGAAGACAACAUGUUUUAUAUGUGGGCUGGAAAGAGAUAAGUUUGACAAUAAGACCGUGUCAUUUGAGGAUCACAUCAAACAGGAGCACAACAUCUGGAACUACCUGUUCUUCAUCGUUCUGGUGCGCGAGAAAAAUAAGACGGACUACACCGGACCUGAGAGCUACGUGGCUCACAUGAUCAAGAACAACAACCUGGACUGGUUUCCACGGAUGCAGGCGAUGUCUCUGGUGGUAACCGACGGCGACGGGGAGCAGAACGAGAUGAGGAUGUUACAGGACAAGCUGUCGUCAACCAUGAGGGUGGUGACGACCCUGACCAGUCAGCUGAAUGAGCUAAAAGAGCAGAUGACGGAGCAGAGGAAGAGGAGGCAGAGGAUGGGAUUUGUUGAUGUCCAGGCGGGAGCCAGCGCCGCCGCUGCAGUUCCCCCCAGCGCUGCCGGAGGAAACCACCAAAUGUACAAGACAUAAAGAGACGAUUUAAGUGAAUGCAAACACUAGAACAGAGAAAUGAAACAUGAAUGAUAUCUUUAACGCUCCAAAAAGCCUCGGCAACAACAGCAUACCACUGUAGAUAGACACAGUUAGCAUUUUUGAGUAAGUGUGAUAACGUCAACAAUCCAUCCGACUGAUUUUCUCUGAACAUGACAUCAGCUCAGUGUGCUAGCUAACGUCUCCAACCGUAGCUAACGUCUCCAACCGUAGCUAACAUCUCCAACCGUAGCUAACAUCUCCAACCGUAGCUAACAGCUGGGCUUCACUCUGCCUGCCAGCUCAUUUAAAGUCGACCAAACAGAAUCUUUUCAUUCCUAAACACUAUUCAUGACUAUUUAUGACCCACAGUUCAUAGAUAAAACCCUUCAUUGGAGCCCUUUGUGCCACGCCUGUGAUAUACCUUCAUGGCAGAUCGAUGGGAUAUUUGUGAUGCAGCUGGAAGUUUUACAUCAAUCUGGAAGUUUGUCAAAUUCUAAUUAGGUCUAAUUCAUAAAGACACAAUUAUACAACAAAUAACAUAACAUAAAACUUCACUGUUUGAAUUAUAA